Messenger RNA from Equus quagga, 489 nucleotides. RefSeq names its product glutathione S-transferase A3-like. Gene Ontology annotation, biological process: xenobiotic metabolic process; glutathione metabolic process. Gene Ontology annotation, molecular function: glutathione transferase activity. NCBI's taxonomy places the organism in Eukaryota, Metazoa, Chordata, Mammalia, Perissodactyla, Equidae. Gene Ontology annotation, cellular component: cytosol; extracellular exosome. The transcript has 4 exons. The record is from RefSeq and is a predicted model, not a curated record. The coding region runs from base 1 to 489 and encodes 162 amino acids.
AUGGCAGCGAAGCCCGUGCUUCACUAUUUCAGUGGACGAGGCCGGAUGGAGCCAAUCCGGUGGCUCCUGGCUGCCGCUGGAGUUGAGUUUGAAGAGAAAUUUAUGGAAACUUUAGAAGACUUUGAAAAGCCAAGAAAUGAUGGGAGUUUGAUGUUCCAGCAGGUGCCAAUGGUGGAAAUUGAUGGGAUGAAGCUGGUGCAGAGCAGACCCAUCCUCAACUACAUCGCCGCCAAACACAACCUCUCUGGGAGAGACACCAAGGAGAGAGCCCUGAUUGAUAUGUACAUAGAAGGUAUGGCAGAUUUGAAUGAAAUGUUCAUCUUUUUGCCCAUAAUCACACCUCAUGAGAAAGGUGCCAAGAUUACCCAGAUCAAAGAGAGCACAACAAAUCGUUAUUUCCCCACAUUUGAAAAAGCGAAUCGGCUGUUUAGUGUGUUAGGGGCACUGAGAUUAGAGGAGAAAGAAGAGAACUGGGCAUUCCUGGGAUGA